CCUACUAUUCUACUGCUACUUUUCUUUUCUUUCUUCUGCAUGGUUUGGUCUAGUCGGGUGCUGAGGUGGAGGGCGAAGAAGGCCUCCUUCCGGGGGGCUGCUAUGGUAUUGGUCUAUUUCUCGCACUCGCUCAAAGUCUGUCUCGGACUUCAUGUUUACCUUUCUACUUCCAUUACCAAAUGCUUUCACAAUCCCCUUCCGCGAGCUUGGAUCGCUCGCAGCUACAGCAGCAGCUUCUUUGCCCCUGUAGUAGACUAUGGCGAUUUAAUCCCAUCACCAUUCCUUUCUCCAAACGAAAGAGAAGAAAUCUCUCUGGAAAAUGGAGCGUUUUCUCUUGUUCCAUUCCCUUGGAGGCUCCCAACCGUGGUCUUAACGUGGAAUUAGCCCAUGCCGCGAGACGGAGCGCCAAGAUCUUCGUACUGAAUCCGUUUUCACAUGAAUUGUACGACGAAGAAUUGCCCAGAGAAUCGCCAAUUCAAUUGAUGUCCAAUUUUACCGAAUUCCAGAACGACCUAAUCUUAGAUAAACUUAGAACCCAAAUGGAAGUCAUACGUCCGAUCCCCUCGCCCCCUGUUAGUCGAAAUAUAGUCGGACUAUUCGUUGUCUUUUUCUUUGUUGGUGUUGCUUUCGAUAAGCUCUGGACUUCGAGGAAUAGAAACCAAGCGGAUGGUGCGAAGAGUAGGCGUGGUGGGGCCGGCUCCGGAGGCUGGCCACAAGUGCCGAAGAGCUUUUCCUUGCUUUUGGAGAAGGAUUUACAGAGGAAAGAGUCGGUAGAGUGGGUGAACAUGGUUUUGGGGAAGUUAUGGAAGGUUUAUAGAGUUGGUAUCGAGAAUUGGAUCAUUGGGUUGCUUCAGCCAGUUAUUGAUGACUUGAAGAAGCCUGAUUAUGUUGACAGGGUUGAGAUUAGGCAGUUCUCGUUGGGAGAUGAACCGUUGUCGGUGAGGAACGUUGAGCGCCGGACUUCGCGUCUCGUUGAUGAUUUGCAGUACCAAAUAGGCCUUCGAUAUGCUGGCGAUGCCUGUAUGCUGUUAAUGCUCUCACUAAAAUUUGGUAUUAUCCGCUUUACCGUGCCAGUUAGUGUUCAAGAUUUUGACAUUGAUGGGGAACUGUGGGUAAGACUACGAUUGAUACCAACAGAGCCUUGGGUGAGAGCUGUUUCAUGGGCUUUUGUUUCACUCCCAAGGAUCAAAUUUGAAUUGUCUGCAUUCCGCUUAUUCAAUUUGAUGGCUAUUCCUGUUCUCUCAAUGUUUUUGACUAAACUUCUCACCAAGGAUUUGCCUCGACUAUUUGUACGUCCAAAGAAGAUUGAUUUAGAUUUCCAAAAAGGAAGAUCAAUUGGUCCUGCUACCAAUGACUAUAAAUCUGGGAAAAUGCAAGAAGGAAACAAUGAUUUUAUUGGAGAACUAUCAGUGACUCUUGUAGAUGCUCGGAAUCUGUCGUAUGCUUUUUAUGGCAAAACAGAUCCAUAUGUUAUUUUAAGCCUGGGAGAUCAAACCAUCCGCAGUAAAAAGAAUAGUCAAACCACAGUCAUUGGUCCCCCCGGUGAACCAAUAUGGAAUCAGGAUUUUCAUAUGCUCGUUGUGAACCCUAGAAAACAAAAACUGUACAUCCAAGUAAAGGAUUCUCUAGGAUUUGCAGAGUUGACCAUUGGAGAGGGGGAGGUCAAUCUGGGUUCUCUUCAUGACACUGUGCCGACAGACAGGAUUGUUGUCUUGCGAGGAGGUUGGGGACUAUUUAGAAAGGGGCCCUCUGGAGAGAUACUACUUCGACUAACAUAUAAAGCUUAUGUAGAGGAUGAAGAUGAUAACAGAAAUGAGGCAGAUUCUGCUUAUGUGAGCAUUUCGGAUGAUGAGUUGUUUGAUUCUGAUCUGUCAAAUCAUACUGACAAGAAGGGUCAAAGUGGAACGGAUAAAGAAUCAUUUAUGGAUGUUCUAGCCACAUUGAUUAUGAGUGAAGAAUUUCAAGGGAUAGUGGCAUCUGAAACUGGAAAUGCCAAAGUUUUAGAUGAUCUCUCAGCUAUAGGGUCGAUGGUACCUAGAUCAUGUGGUCUUAAUGCUGAAUCCAUCCCCUUUAAUUCCACUGGUGUGUCCAAAGGUUCUAGAGGAUCAGCAUUGUUUUGGCUUGCGGUGAUUACAUGUGUAUCAGUGUUGCUUGCUAUCAAGACUGGUGGCCCAGGUUUCUUCAAUCCUUGAUAUGCAACAGAGCUAGCAAAGAAGCAGGUUAUGAAAGAACAAACUUUCCACACUGGCAAUGUAAUCAGCAAACGGUUUGCACUCAGUUGCCUUCGGUUACAUCUGUAAAUUCACAGUUAGUGGCAGAGAAAUGUUCUAUUGGCAGCAUGAAAGUUUUGACAACUUUGCCUCGAUCCAUAUCAAGUGUACAUGAAACUCUCUAAAGUCUAAAGGAGAACAGCCGUUUUUCGGAGCCAUGGUGACUGAUUUUCAACUUUUCUUUGUUUUGGAUGUGGAGGUAAGUAAUGCUGAUCCUAAAGGAGCGAAAAAUUAGUAAUCACAUCUAGCAUUAGAAUGUAGUAGGAUGAAAGGUAGGCCCCAGGAAAUGGUUUUCAGAUGAGAAACAUCAUCUGUUAUCUUUUCCAAAACAUUUAUCAUGGGUCAUAUAUGGUUCCUUGUAUAGAUAAUUUUUUAUUCAGAAUUUCGAAAGUCAUCUUGAUGA
This is a messenger RNA of Juglans microcarpa x Juglans regia, 2673 nucleotides long. RefSeq names its product tricalbin-3-like. Gene Ontology annotation, molecular function: lipid binding. Lineage: Eukaryota; Viridiplantae; Streptophyta; Magnoliopsida; Fagales; Juglandaceae. The transcript has 9 exons. Bases 180 to 2192 code for a protein of 670 amino acids. The record is from RefSeq and is a predicted model, not a curated record.